This is a messenger RNA of Camellia sinensis, 720 nucleotides long. RefSeq names its product dynein light chain 1, cytoplasmic. Gene Ontology annotation, cellular component: cytoplasmic dynein complex. The record is from RefSeq and is a predicted model, not a curated record. Gene Ontology annotation, biological process: microtubule-based process. Gene Ontology annotation, molecular function: dynein intermediate chain binding. Lineage: Eukaryota; Viridiplantae; Streptophyta; Magnoliopsida; Ericales; Theaceae.
UGGUAGUCUCUGUAUGCAUCAAGUAGUGCAUGAAGUGAGAUUAGAUAAAUAUUGGAGAGAGAGAGAGAGAGAGAGAGGGAGAUGUUAGAAGGAAAAGCAGUGGUGAGAGAGACAGACAUGGAAGAGGCAAUGCAGAGCCAUGUGAUGGAGUUGGCAUACCAGGCUCUUGAUCUUCAUGAAGUCUCUGACUGUCAAUCCAUUGCUCAUUACAUUAAACAGAAAUUUGAUGAAGCAUAUGGAGCAGCAUGGCAUUGUGUGGUGGGGAAAGAAUUUGGAUCUUGCAUUACCCAUUUGUGUGGAAGUUUCAUGUUCUUCAGGGUGGAUAUGAUGGAGUUUCUUGUUUUCAAAGAUGGCAAAGACUUGACUCAAACCAAGGUAGAAGCUGUUGGAGUUAUGCAGCAACCAAGUUAGACCGUGUGGUACAGUUUCUACUUAUAGUUUACGAAGCAUAAAUAGUUUAAAUCAUCUGAAAAUUAUUGAUUAUUUAGAAAAUCGGGAAGAAGUGUUUUAAUUUUCUUUUUUGUUGUCAAUUUUCAGUUCAAAGGAAGUAGCAUCAGAAAGUUGAUUUGUAAGAGAUCCAUAUCUAGACUCUAUUAUUUACCAUGUCACCUAUCUAAGAGCUCAAACUAUAAUUUAUCUGUCAAAUAACAUAUUUCUUGAUGGGUUGGUUACCCAGACAAGGAUAGAAAAUUUAAGAAAUUUUAGUUUUCUUUGAUUUUC